Molecule: messenger RNA, 351 nt
Organism: Miscanthus lutarioriparius
Lineage: Eukaryota; Viridiplantae; Streptophyta; Magnoliopsida; Poales; Poaceae
Source: the annotation of a GenBank genome assembly
AUGUACGAGCGGAGCACAGAGAAGGGAUCCGUGUGGGUCACCAUGAAGCGAUCGACUCUCAAGGGCAAGGCACAGUUGCAGAAGAUGGAGAAGAAGGGGCAGGAGGUAGAGCACCGGUGCCUCAUCCGUGCCUCUGAUGGCAAGAAGAGCAUCUCCACCUCGGUCUCUCUAAAGGAGUACGCAAAGUUCCAAGCUUCAUACGCAACAGUUCUUAAGGCCCAUAUGCACGCUCUGAAGAAAAGGGAGAGGAAAGACAAGAAGAAGGCUGCAGAUGUUGAGAAGGCAAUCGAGACCGCACCCAAGAAGCAGAAGAAAGCAUCUUCAAAGAAAACUUCGGGGUCCAAGUCAUAA